ACCAAACACAAUUCUUUUUAAGCAGCGAAAGAAAAUACGGAAGAACAAGAUGUUGUGACAACAUAUUUACAAUCCGUGACAAUCAUGUACGUGAGCUCUCUCUUGGAUAAAGAGACCAGCAUGUAUCCAGGAUCUGCAAGGGGUAACAACAACCUGCCAGUGCAAAACUUUGUGUCUGCUCCACCCUAUUCAGACUACAUGGGAUAUCAUCAUGUACCAACUCUGGACACCCAUGGACAGCCUGCGGGAACCUGGGGAUCUCACUACGGCCCACAGCGGGAGGACUGGAACGCUUACGGCCCAGGACCUUCCAGCACGGUUGCUGCUGCACAAAUCAAUGGCUCGUCUCCUGGACAGGUCUCCUACAGUUCUGCUGAUUACAGCUCCCUCCAUCCUGCUGGAUCUGGGGGGUUACCUCCUGUAGAAACAAUUAAUACACAGCAAAUCUCUCCCAACAACCAAAGGCACAGCUCCUACGAAUGGAUGAGGAAAACGGUGCAAGCUAACACUACUGGUAAAACAAGAACAAAAGAAAAGUACCGAGUUGUUUACACAGAUCAUCAGAGACUAGAAUUAGAGAAGGAAUUUCACUGCAACAGAUAUAUUACAAUAAGGAGAAAGUCAGAACUUGCAGCAAACCUGGGACUAUCUGAAAGACAGGUGAAAAUCUGGUUCCAGAAUCGCCGAGCAAAAGAAAGAAAAAUGAUCAAGAAGAAAAUAUCUCAGUUUGAUGGCAGCGGGGGCUCAGCUCAGAGUGACUCCGGUUCACUCAGUCCAAAUGAAAUCUCUGGUUCUCUCUUCCCACCACCACAUGGCAUAAACGGAUUACAGCCUAAUGACAUUCAUCAAGUCAUAGUUUCAGAAUGAACAGAGGAAAAAAAAAACAAACGGAAAAUAGAAAAGUAAGAAUGGAUUUCCCCACCACCCCUCAACUCAACUUUGCAAAAGAUCACUGUCAUUUAACUGUCUUCAGAGUGCCAAUUUCUAUGUACAGGACCUGGGACUAUUAUAAAAAUAUUUUAAUUAUUGCAGAAAUCUCAGGGAACUUGCGCUGCUAAGAUUCAUCACUCAAAAUCUUUUGAGUAGGAGGUAAUUUGCUUCAGACACUGACACAAAGAAUGAUACAACUGAAGAGCCAAGUAAACGUAGUUCUAGUCUGCUCAUAUAUAUACACAGAAAACUAAGUGAACUGAUUAUAGAGAACUAUUGCAAAAAAAUAUAAGAUGCUGGGUGUAUUUCGUUUGUUACAUUUUAUAUAAUUAGAGUAAACUGUAGAUGUUAAU
This is a messenger RNA of Grus americana (Whooping crane), 1283 nucleotides long. Its product is annotated as homeobox protein CDX-4-like. The transcript has 3 exons. Gene Ontology annotation, molecular function: RNA polymerase II transcription regulatory region sequence-specific DNA binding; DNA-binding transcription factor activity, RNA polymerase II-specific. NCBI's taxonomy places the organism in Eukaryota, Metazoa, Chordata, Aves, Gruiformes, Gruidae. Bases 85 to 867 code for a protein of 260 amino acids. The record is from RefSeq and is a predicted model, not a curated record. Gene Ontology annotation, cellular component: nucleus. Gene Ontology annotation, biological process: anterior/posterior axis specification; embryo development; cell differentiation.